AGGUCCUGCCUUGUGACUGCGAGGAGCGGGGCGGGCCCUUCCUUCCCGGCGGAUCCGGAGCAGAAGCCGCGUCCUGAAGCCCCAAACCACUUGGUAACUCUCAUGGAACCUCACCCUGUAUAAUUUCCUGUAGGCUAUCCCCCUCUCCAGGAAAAGAAGGGAAUGACAUCUGUUCAGUUAUCAUCUCCUUUCCCUCCCCCCCAAUAAUCUGCAGAGGACCACGGCCUGGCCCAAAUCAGGAGCCUGGAGCCAGAGGGAAUGGCACCUGGAAGCUGCAGAGCCCCACUCCAGGAGUUGGUGACCUUCAAGGAUGUGGCUGUGGACUUCAGCCCAGAGGAGUGGGGUCUGUUGGACCCGGAGCAGAAAGAGCUGCACAAGGAGGUCAUGCUGGAGAAUGUCGAGAACUUGCUCUCCCUGGAUGCAGAGACGCAGUUUGAUAUGAAGAAGAUGAGUGCAAAUCUGGAAAUGAUCUCAUGGAAUGACCUUUUUCAGUAUUGUGAAUACAGGGCUGUUUUUGCCAACCACAAAAGAAAACACAUUGAAGAGGAACAUUGUGAAUGGAAUAGACACAAAAAAGCUUUAAGAAAGAGUUCUAGUGUUGCUGAAGAUAAGAAUAUACAUUGUGAAGAGAAACCACUUGAAUGUCAUAGAUGUGAUGCCGCUUUUCUUAUACUCUUCCUUGCCAAGUAUCAGAAAAUCCAUGCUGGAGAGAAACCUUAUGAAUGUAAGAAACAUGGAAAGACUUUGAGAGAGCGAUCUACUCCUGCUAAACCUGAGAGAAUUCACCAAAAACAAUCGUAUCUAUGUAAUCAAUGUGGAAAGGGUUUCCAAUAUUAUUCCAAAUUGGCUCAACAUCAGAGAAUCCACACUGGAGAGAAGCCUUAUGAAUGUACUGAAUGUAGAAAGACUUUCAUAGAUGGCUCCAGCCUUGCUAAACAUCAGAGUGUCCACACUAGAGAGAAGCCUUAUGAAUGUAAUCAAUGUGGAAAGUCUUUCACAUCUCACUCUAGUCUUACUUCCCAUCAGAGAAUCCACACUGGAGAGAAGCCUUAUAAAUGUACUGAAUGUGGAAAGAGUUUCAUAUAUCGCUACAUCCUUACUAAACAUCAGAGAAUCCACACUGGAGAGAAGCCUUAUGAAUGUAAUGAAUGUGGAAAGACUUUCACAGAGUGUUCCAGUCUUUCUGUCCAUUGGAGAAUUCACACUGGAGAGAAGCCUUAUAAAUGUAACGAAUGUGGAAAGACUUUCACAUUUCUCUCCAGUCUUACUGUCCAUCAGAGAAUCCACACUGGAGAGAAGCCUUAUGAAUGUAGUGAAUGUGGAAAGGCUUUCGCAAAGCGCUCCUAUCUUGAUGCACAUCAGAGAAUGCACAAUGGAGAGAAACCCUAUGAAUGUGACAAAUGUGGAAAGACUUUCACAUCUCAUUCUAGUCUUACUGUCCAUCAGAGAAUCCACACUGGAGAGAAGCCUUAUAAAUGUAGUGAAUGUGGAAAGGCUUUCAUAAGUAGCUCCAGGCUUUCUUCCCAUCAGAGAAUCCACACUGGAGAGAAGCCUUAUGAAUGUAAUGAAUGUAGAAAGACUUUCAUAUCUCACUCUAGUCUUACUUCCCAUCAGAGAAUCCACACUGGAGAGAAGCCUUAUAAAUGUACUGAAUGUGGAAAGGCUUUCCUAAAUGGCUCCAGUCUUACUUCCCAUCAGAGAAUCCACAGUGUAGAAAACUCUUAUGAAUGUAAUGAAUGUGGAAAGGCUUUCAAACACACAAACAGUCUCACAGAACAUCAGAGAAUCCACACUGGAGAGAAGCCUUAUGAAUGUAAUGAAUGUGGAAAGACUUUCAUAUAUCGCUCCAUCCUUGCUAAACAUCAAAGAAUCCACACUGGAGAGAAGCCUUAUGAAUGUAAUGAAUGUGGAAAGACUUUCAUAUAUCGCUCCAUCCUUGCUAAACAUCAGAGAAUCCACACUGGAGAAAAGCCUUAUAAAUGUGAUGAAUGUGGAAAGACUUUUACGCGGCACCACAGUCUUGGUAAACAUGAGAAAAUCCACAUUGGACAGAAACCUCAUGAAUGUGGAAACUUUCAGGCAGAGUUCAAAUCUUGCUUAAUAACAGAGAGUGCACAUUAGAGAAAAACUUUUGAGUGUCUGGAUCAUGGUAAAGUUUUUAACAUAGAUUAUUCUGGGACUAGACUAGACAUGGAAGAUCCCAUACUAGAUAUAAAACCUCAUUCACAUAAUCCAUGUGGAAAAACAUUCAGGCUCACUUCAUUCCUUUUCGAUCAAUAAUGAUUAAGAAAUUUUAUCUGAUUUUAAAUUGUUUUUAUUACUUAAUUUUCCUCUUCAUUCUCUUGUAUAUUCCCAAACUCUUUGGCUCUCCAUCUGUGUGAUAAGUAAUGUGUUCCAUGUUCUAAUUUUCUUUUAAAAUAGCUCCAUUUUGAAUUAGUUUGUUAAAUUGUAUUGGGUCAGUUUGAGGGUAAGUGAGGCCUUUUCAGAAAACUGACCCCAAGAAGAGUACCAUAGUUUAGGGCUAUAGUUCCAAAAAAAUCUCCCCCUUGUACCUCCUUGUGGCUUGCACAAAUCACUUUGUCACAUCAGCAGGCUUUGUAAUAUAUAGUUACUGUUCUAGAGA
Messenger RNA from Sarcophilus harrisii (Tasmanian devil), 2623 nucleotides. Its product is annotated as zinc finger protein 883. Gene Ontology annotation, molecular function: DNA-binding transcription factor activity; RNA polymerase II cis-regulatory region sequence-specific DNA binding. Gene Ontology annotation, biological process: regulation of transcription by RNA polymerase II. The record is from RefSeq and is a predicted model, not a curated record. The coding region runs from base 259 to 2121 and encodes 620 amino acids. The transcript is spliced from 4 exons. NCBI's taxonomy places the organism in Eukaryota, Metazoa, Chordata, Mammalia, Dasyuromorphia, Dasyuridae.